Messenger RNA from Nicotiana tabacum (common tobacco), 3231 nucleotides. RefSeq lists its product as uncharacterized. NCBI's taxonomy places the organism in Eukaryota, Viridiplantae, Streptophyta, Magnoliopsida, Solanales, Solanaceae. Gene Ontology annotation, molecular function: protein binding. The record is from RefSeq and is a predicted model, not a curated record.
UUUUGUCCCUUUCGACCAUAUUAUCGCCUGUUUUCUCUCGACAUCUUUGGUUAGAAAUUUUUUACCUAUCAAGGAAACAAAGAAACUUAAUUUUCAACUACUUGAUUAUGGAAAACGAUGUCACCUAUUUUCUCAGUACUUGAUUUAACCAUCGUCGCUGUAACUUGUCUUUUAAGAUUCCCUACAAAGAAAUUUGCUUUAAUUAAUUACUAUUAUGGGAGCGUUUGUUUGAGGUCUAUUAUUUGCCAUAUUUUUAAUGUAAUUUUCUUUUUGUGUACCUUUUUUUUUGCUCUCCGUGUUUAUUACUUACUUACUACUCAUUUAUUUGCGUUUCCUCGUCUUACAAUUUUUCGUCUCGCUGCUAGUGGUUUUCAGCUGUUGUUCAAUUUUGGGUGAUAACACUUGGGUGUUCAUUUAACACUUGCUAGUGGUAAAUGAGUCAAUCAAGAGAUUUCACUAAAAUUCUUUUCAAAAGCAACAUUCUGCUUUCAACUACUUAGCUCCUUUAUUCAUUUUUUAGCUGAAACAAGGUACUAAAUCAUGAAAUCAGCAGAGAAAUGUUGUAAAAGUGAAUACAGUAAAGCUCAGUUUGAGUGCUCGGUUCCACCGUGACAUUUGUACCUUGACUCACUGAGGUCCCGCAACUUAUGACUUGCAAUUUUCCUGUUGCAGCUUUUCCCAUAACAGUUUUAAUUUCUGUUUGUAUCAGACUCUAAUGGAAUAAUAUAGCAAAACUAGGAUUAAAAGGCAUUUACUGGAAUCAUUUGAAAAUUGAAAUGCGUAGGUAACAACGAAAAUCAUUCAUGCAGUCCUAACUGUGAAAAAUCAAAACACUUGAAGCUGAAUGUUUAUCAAAAGAAAGUUGAUAAUCAUGUGUGAUUUUAUUUUUGAAGCUGAUUAGGACAGAAUUAGGCCCUGUGCUUUUCCCGGUGGCUCAUUUUCAGUUCACUGAUAUAAGAGUGCAAGCAAUUAGUCCUGGAAACUGAAUAACAUAGUGUUUAUCUUUCUUAUCCCUCUUUCUUUGUGUAUGGUUGUCUCCACGCACAUAUUUGCAAGCUGAAUAAGAUUCCUUGUCAACUGUGAGAGUAUCGGAGCCGAUGUAAAUCAAAAACUUUUCCGCGGAUUCCCAACCACAGCAGCAGUGAGGGAGGGACACCAAGAGAUCUUGGAGAUGUUAAUCAAAGCUGGGGCAUCUCAGCAGGCUUGUGAGGAAGCUCUGUUGGAGGCCAGCUGUCAUGGGCAUGCAAGAUUUGUCGAGAUGCUCAUGGAAUCAGAAAUGAUUCGACCUCGGAUUGCUGUACAUGCUUUCUUCACUGGAUGCUGCCGUGGAUUUGGAGAUGUUGUGGACACUCUCCUUAAGUGUGGAGUGAAUGUCGAUACUACAAAUCGUGUGUUGCUCCAGUCAUGCAAACCUUCUCUGCAUACAAAUGUUGACUGCUCGGCGCUUGUGGCUGCUGUUGUUAGUAGGCAAGUCUCUGUAGUCCGUCUACUCCUUGAGGCUGGCGCAAAAACUGAUGGCCCAGUCCAUCUUGGAGCUUGGUCCUGGGAUGCAGCUUCAGGUGAAGAAUUUCGAGUAGGUGCUGGAUUAGCAGAUCCCUAUGCCAUUACUUGGUGUGCUGUGGAGUACUUUGAAGCUAGUGGCUCUAUUCUGCAAAUGCUCCUCCAGCGGCUCGCCCCCAGUACACUCUGUGGAAGAUCUCUUCUCCACCAUGCUAUUCUUUGUGGUAAUGCAGGAGCAGUUUCAGUGCUUCUGAAAUGUGGUGCUCAUGUAGAAUCUCCAGUUAAAACCUCUCGGAAUGUUGAGUUCCGCCCUAUACAUAUGGCAGCACGACUUGGGUUCUCAAGCGUUAUUAAAUGUUUGAUUGACUUCGGCUGUGAUAUAGACUCAAGAACGGACACAGGAGAUACAGCUUUAAUGAUCUCUGCGAGAUUCAAGAGGGAAGACUGCCUCAAAGUAUUGACUAUAGCUGGUGCUGAUUUUGGUUUGGUUAAUGCAGCUGGUGAAUCAGCAAGCUCCAUUGCUGCAUCCAGUCGAUGGAAGCUUGGUUUUCAAGGUGCAGUUCUGGAAGUCAUUCAGAGUGAAAAGAUUCCCAAGUCAAGCAACAUGUCUGUCUUUUUGCCAUUACUGUUUGUGGCUCAAUCCAGGGACCUUUUAUCCUUAAAGGCUCUGAUUGCACGAGGAGAUAUUGAUCUGGAUAGCCAAGAUGACCAAGGUUUCUCCGCUGUAAUGAUCACCGCUGCAGAGGGUCAUGUAGACGGCUUCAGAUUGCUUGUGCAUGGCGGGGCUAAUGUCAAGCUGCAGAACAAAUCUGGGGAGACUGCUGUUACCCUCUGUGCACUAAAUCAAAAUCGUGAUCGGUUUGAAAAGGUUCUGCUCGAAUUUGCUCUUGAACAGGGUAGUCGAAACGCUGCAGGUUUCUAUGCACUGCAUUGUGCAGCUCGAUGUGGCGACUUGGAUGCAGUUAAACAGUUAACAACCAGGGGUUAUGAUGUAAACAUGUCCAAUGGGGACGAUUACACACCACUCAUGCUUGCAGCAAGGGAAGGGCAUGGCCGCACAUGUGAAUUCUUAAUCUCUUGUGGGGCACGAUGCGAUAUCAAGAACGCAUUGGGUGAAACUGCACUUUCCCUUGCUAGGAAGACACAGAAAAAUGAGGCAGAGAGGGUGAUACUGGAUGAACUUGCUAGGAAACUGGUCUUAACCGGUGCCCAAGUGAAGAAGCACAUAAAGGGAGGUAAAGGGUCUCCACAUAUGAAAGUUCUUAAAAUGGUUGAAGCUGCUGGAAUAUUGCGUUGGGGAAAAUCAAGUGGGCGUAAUGUUGUAUGCCGGGAGGCAGAAGUGGGGCCGAGUUUGAAGUUUCAGAAGAUCAGGCAAAGAAAAGGUGAUGCUGAGCUACCUGGAAUAUUUAGGGUGAUCACGACCAAGAACAAGGAAGUGCACUUUGUGUGUGAGGGUGAUUACGAGACAGCAGAGCUUUGGGUGAGGGGAAUAAAGCUUGUGACAAGAGAAGCUAUUUUUAGCAAGUAGAGAUAUUCCUCAGCGAUAAGCAAGAGGAUGUAGAUGUAUAGUUAUUAGCUUACUACUUCAUUGUCAUAUGCUUAAAAGAGUUAUUACUCAGUGUAGAGUUUUUCUCUUUUAGUAUCUGUAGUACUUCAUCUUGUAGUACUUCGUCUGUAAAUGCCAUCUUAACGAGAAAAAGAACAGUUGAGAAGAUGAUAGCUUUUAUUGCC